Molecule: messenger RNA, 2351 nt
Organism: Melopsittacus undulatus (budgerigar)
Lineage: Eukaryota; Metazoa; Chordata; Aves; Psittaciformes; Psittaculidae
Gene: DALRD3
Product: DALR anticodon binding domain containing 3
Exons: 13
Coding region: 216-1934 (572 amino acids)
Biological process (GO): tRNA C3-cytosine methylation; arginyl-tRNA aminoacylation
Molecular function (GO): arginine-tRNA ligase activity; ATP binding; tRNA binding
Source: RefSeq, a predicted model, not a curated record
CCUCAGGAGCCGCCUCGGGCCGUGCUGUGGUGAAGCAGUGCCGGGGCCGUGCGGGGCUCCGCUGCCCGCCACACACAUCAUGGCGGCGCUGCGCUGCCAGCCGCACUCAUCAUGGCGGCCCCCAGCCCUCCCUACUCCCAAGAUGGCCGCCGUGCUGAGUCCAGCCCACCCGCACCCAAUAUGGCCGCUCGGCAGCGCCGUACGCCACGCUCAACAUGGCUGCCGCCAGUGACAGCCGGGGAGGGGUGGUGAGCAGGGAGGUGAUGCCACUUCCGGCCGAGCGAGCGGUACUUCCGGCAGAGGUACCUGCCCGGUUUAUAAUGGAGUCGGCCGAGGUCCGGCCGGGGGUGGCGGUGACGCUGCGGGCGCUGAACGAGGCGCUGGGGCGGCCCGGAGCGCUGUGGGUGAAGGAGAGCAGCGCCCGCAACCUGCGGCACCGGGAUUUCCUGGCGCCGCUGGCCGCGCUGCGUGCAGCCUUCCCGGGAGGGCAGGUGCCGGCGGACGUCUUGGAGCUCGUGACGUCACUCUGCGGCGCGGGAGUGCUGCCGGUGAGCAGCGCUCAGCAGACACCGGCGGGGUUGGAGGUGCGGCUGCAGCGACCCGAGGCGUUCCGGCGGCUGCUGCUGUGCUCCGGGCCGGGCCCUCCGCCCGCACCGGCCCCGGCCGUGGUGCUGCACUGCCCGGCCCUGCGCGGCCCCGGCGCCCCGCGGCCGCGACACCUCCGCCCGCUGCUGCUGGCCGAUCACCUGGCGCAGCUGCUGCGCGCACAGGGGGUCCACGUCCGCCUGGUGCCCGCGCUCUCGGAGGAGGGGCCCCAGGAAGUGCUGCGGCAGCUCCGCAUUGACUGGCCCGCCGGCCCUGCCGACCCCGACCUCUCUGAUGCCGUCUCGGCGUUGAAGCGAGGGCUGGCCCGGGCGCCUUGUGUCGCAGGUGGCGGGCAGGGGCCGGGCGCAGCCGCGCUGCCCGCGGAUGUCAUCUGUAAGGUGCAGCUGAAGGGCUUUGUGGAGCAGCAGGGCCUGGUGGGGUACGACCCCAAUCUGGAUGUGCUUCUGGUGACAGAGGGGAAGCUGCGGUCUGUGGCUGAGCUGCAGCAAGCUGCUCUGCAAUGCACAGCUGGAGGCCAUGGGAGCUGCUGCAGCAUCUUGCAUGUGGUGAGUUGCGAGGAGGAAUUCCAGCAGCAGCAGCUGGAUCUGCUCUGGAGGAUUCUGGAUCCAGGACCUCACACAGCUUUACAGAAAUACCUCGUCUGUGGGUCAGUAAAGGUGACAAACACCUCAUCACCCAUUGGGGCAGACCAGUACCUCCAGCUCCGAAAGCGCCAGAUGUACGAAGCCUCCGUGAUGAAGUACGGGGAGCUUGCACAAGAUGAGGCCUGGACUGAGGUGAUCGAUACCCUCACAGCGGCUGCCAUCAGGUUCGAGAUGCUGAGCACUGCUCACCGCAGUCAGAUCACACUGGACUUGCAGGACAGCAGCAUCUCCACCAAGGGAACCAAGAGUGGUGCAUUUGUGAUGUACAACUGUGCCCGGCUGGCCACGCUCUUUGACACCUUCCAGCGAGCUGUGGAGCAGGGCACGUACCCACCUCUGCCACCACCCUCUGAGCUGAACUUUUCCUGCCUCCGGGAAGAGGGCGAAUGGCUCCUGCUCUUCAACUACCUCCUGCCCUUCCCAGAAGUCCUGCAGCAGGCAGCACAGCUGCCUGCACCCACCAAAGGGAUCCGGAUCACAGCCAACACAGAAGCAGUGUGCAAGUUCCUGAUCCAGCUCAGCAUGGAUUUCAGCUCCUACUACAACCGGGUGCACGUCCUGGGGGAGCCGUUCCCUCACCUCUUUGAGCAGAUGUUUGCCCGUCUCCAGCUGCUGGCAGCGGUGCGGGAUGUGUUCCACAGCGCGCUGGGUACGCUGCACCUCCCACCACUCAGCCAGAUCUGAGCCACCCCUUGAAAGCCACAUCACAGUGUGACAGGCAUCAGUACACCCCACCACCACCGGGGAAGGACAAGGGCACGUUCAUCCUGGCAGGGAGAGGGGCUGCCCCAAUGUCAGACAGAGGGGUCAGGACAUGACUCACCCCAUGCAGUUUGGGGGUUUGGUUACAUGGACAUAGUGUGCCAUAUUCAACCAGCAGAAGGGAGGAUGCUGGAGUGCCCUGCAGGCCAGACUGGGGCAUACUGGGAGAACCAACACCAGGGACCAGGCACUAGAAAGCCAGGCACCAACUGUACUUCCCCCCACGCUGUUUACUGAAGGUGGCUCCAUGCUGGCAGGGAGCUCCUGAGGCUCUCGGCUCCUGUUGAGCCCUGGGCCAGGCCCCGUCACUGAGGUCCAAUACAUUUGUUGCUGGACAAA